This is a messenger RNA of Apis cerana (Asiatic honeybee), 1627 nucleotides long. RefSeq lists its product as uncharacterized. The record is from RefSeq and is a predicted model, not a curated record. Lineage: Eukaryota; Metazoa; Arthropoda; Insecta; Hymenoptera; Apidae.
GGAAACAACGCAAGAAUAAGUGAGAGGCAAGGGGAAUUAGAUAAAGCGGUUGACCCUCGCCCCUUCAAUGACCCGAGAGAUAUCGUUCUACUAAAUUCACUGACGCACCUCCCAGUCGAAUGCGUGGUCUCUUCUGUAGAUCAUACUGAUUUCUUAUUGCGAUCGAUAAAACUGGAAAUGAAGGUUUCAAAAUUAUUUCUUGUUCUUUUUUAUUUUAUCAAGAUCGGUCAAUGUGAUAUCAAAAUUUCUACCGUAAAAAAUGAUACCGCAGCACAAAUAGCAGUUGGCGAGAAACGACUUGAAGAUCAUGUUCGCGCGAUUUUAAAGCAUUAUCAGCAAAGUGAUCCAGUAGGAUUACCUGGAGCGCCAAUACCGGAUCCUAUGUCAGCACCGGAUAUGAAGUAUUCAUUUUCUAUGUAUACCAUGAAUUUUAAGCAAAUGAACAUUUAUGGUUUAUCCAAAUUCCGGAUAGUAAAUGCAGAAUCAGAAUUAGCAUUGAUGCAAGUUUCAGUGACAUUAAAUAUAGAAAGUCUGGAUAUUCGUGGAUUUUAUACUUUGUCUUCUUGGUUGUCUCGAUCAGCUGGUAAUUUUACGAUGAAAUUGAUGGGAGUGAAUGUAAAAGGGAUUGGGAGGCUCGAAGUUGCUAGUGAUGGUAAAUUACAAGCACAAAAUAUCGAUAUGGAUUUGACAUUCGAAAAUGUAGCCAUGGAUUUCAAAAAUUUGGGUUUUUUGGGUUCUGUAUUACAAAGUACGAUUAAUUCUGUAGGCUCCUUUAUUUUCGAUAGUAUUAAACCUUUCAUAUUGAAGGAACUAAAUACUAAAGCACGGGGUAUAGCUAAUAAACAAAUUUCACAAUUACCGCAAUAUUUUCCGAAUUCUAUAUCGCCUUUUGAUAUGGCAAUAGCCGAACUCCGUAAAUAUAUAUCUCAAAUGGACUACGAUCCAUUCAAAGUGAAUGACUACAGUCAAACUGUUGGUAUAUUUACGGUAACAUCGACUAAUACUUGGAUCACCGGUCUGGCAAACAUUUAUCGAAUAGGAAAUGUUACUUUGGGUAUAGAAAAUGGAACGGUAUAUGCGACAGUUGAUGCUGGUACUCAAGAAAUUGAAGGAAAAACACAUUGGGAAAUAAGUAUAAUCGGUGGCUUUUUGUCUAGGGCUGGUACAGUUUCCUUUACUGUACAAUAUUUCAGAGCUCAAGUAAAUUUAAGCCAACCUUUAGAUACUCGUAAAAGGCCAAGUAUGGAAGAACUCGAACUUGAAUUGGGUAAUAUCCAAACAAGAAUUCAUGGAGCUGGUACUAUUGAUUAUUUAGUUGAAGCAAGCAUUAAUAUAUUACCAAACCUUUUAAGAUAUCAAAUAAUGGAUGCUAUCGAGGGACCGCUUAAAAGACGCUUACAAAUUUUUCUAAAUAAAAUAGAUGUUGAAAAACAAAUUUAUGAAUAUAUUCCUAGUAUAGAAGAAAAGGCUAGACAAGGUAUGAUUCCUUUAGAAGAGACAAAUUUAGAAUUAAUAUUGCCUCAAGAUCAAGAUGAACAACCAUUUUCAGAGAGCGAAGAAAAUCGAGGUCCAUCAUAAAAAUCAAACAUAUUUUGUAUAAUAUAUAAACAAUUAUUUAAAUAUGUUA